This is a messenger RNA of Striga hermonthica, 2466 nucleotides long. The record is from the annotation of a GenBank genome assembly. NCBI's taxonomy places the organism in Eukaryota, Viridiplantae, Streptophyta, Magnoliopsida, Lamiales, Orobanchaceae.
AUGUCAGUCUUGCUUCAGCGCCUCAAAUGGAUAAUCAAAGGUUUCAAUAAAUCAGCUGUAAUGAAUGCUAAGAGGUUAGAUGGGCCUGAUGUGAAGCCCUUGCCUGAGAUAACUUUACAUCAGUCAAAGAAGCAGUCAUCUGGAAAGUCUAAUGGCCUUAAGUCUAAUCAUGAAAUGUUUAACGGGCCAGUUUUGGAUGCUGUACAUGAGAUUUCCAUUUACAUUCAUCGAUUUCACAAUCUCGAUUUGUUUCAGCAAGGUUGGUAUCAACUCAAGAUUACGAUAAAGUGGGAGGAUGGUGAUACUAGUUCUUUUGGAACACCAUCAAGAGUUGUACAAUAUGAAGCUCCUGAUUUGGGUUCUGAUGAUAUAUAUGGCGUCUGGAGAAUUGACGACAGUGACCAUAGCUUUUCAACACAACCUUUUCGAAUCAGAUAUGCAAGACAGGAUGUUCUGUUGGCAAUGAUGGUCUCUUUUAAUCUUUCUCCCAAUAAAAUUGAGAGUCCACCCACCUCUUCUGUUACUCUGAGGUUCGAGCUCUUGUACAGUCCUGUGUUGGAGAACAGGUUAAAUCUUCAGACCUGUUUGGAUACAAGCCCUGCUGCAGUCCAUGAAUUUCGAAUUCCCCCCAAAGCUCUUAUGGGGCUGCAUGCAUAUUGUCCUGUUCACUUUGAUGCUUUUCAUUCCGUAUUAGUUGAUACCACUGUACAUGUGAGCCUGUUGAAAAGUGAAGUCUACAAUUCCUCGCUGAAGGUACCCAGUGAGGCUAAAGCUACUGAAGAUGGCAUCAAUGGGGAGAAUGAUAAAUCACAGCAAGCUGUGUUUGUAAAAUCAUUAUCGAGUGCUCGCGACAUACUUCUAGAAGACGUACAAAAGAUUAGCACGGCUAUCAAUGAGCCAAUUGACCCUAAAGAUAUUACUCCUAAUGAAUUGUUCCAUCCAAGUCUACGGUCUAAUCGGCAAAUAGCUGAUUGUGAAGUUUCAAAUCGUGUUUCAAGCAUUGCUUUCAAUAAUACCUUGGAGGAAUCAAACGGUGAAGUUGAUUUCGAUCAAGACGGUUUUUUUCUCAAUGCUAUGUCCAAAGAUGAUAUAUUGAAGUCAUUCGACUUGAUUGGCAAUCAAGUGUUUCACUUGUGGACCACGUUUUUAAACUAUCACAGGGCUAACACAAAGAAGAUCCUUGAACUUCUUCGCAAUCAAUGGGCGGCUGAUCGAAAGGCCGAAUGGUCGAUCUGGAUGGUCUACACUAAAGUUGAGAUGCCACAUCAAUAUAUUAGCAGUGUGGUGGAUGAUUCAUCUAGCCACGGGUCACGUGGCAGAGGAAAUUUGCGCAAGCCAAGCGUCGAUCCUGUACAGACUGCUACCAUGCGAGCCGAGCUUCAUAGGCGAAGUAUUGCACAGAUGAGGAUGAACAAUCGUUCUAUUCAAGACUUGCAAAUAUUCGGGGACCCAUCACGCAUACCCAUUGUAGUCGUAGAACGUGUUGUUAAUGCACCCGUUCGUUCGACCAGUGGAAAUUCUUACUUUACCCAAAGGGACCAAAAAGAUAUUGAUGCCUUAAUAGCUGGGGUCGAAGCUAACCUGCCAAACAAGUUGCCGGUCACCACUCGCCAAAAUGGCUGUGUUCUAAAGAUUGUUGUUUUUGUCCAUGGAUUCCAGGGUCAUCAUCUAGACUUAAGACUCAUACGAAAUCAGUGGCUUCUGAUAGACCCAAAGGUGGAAUUUUUAAUGUCUGAGGCCAAUGAGGAUAAGACAUCUGGCGAUUUUAGAGAAAUGGGAGAAAGACUAGCAUUAGAAGUUGUAUCUUUUAUCAAAAAGAAAAUGGAUAAAGCAUCGAGAACUGGGAUCUUGACCACAAUUAAGCUUAGCUUUGUUGGACAUUCCAUUGGAAAUAUCAUACUGAGAACUGCACUUACAGAUAGCAUUAUGGAACCUUACCUGAGAUACCUUCAUACAUAUAUCUCUGUCUCUGGCCCACAUCUCGGUUAUCUUUACAGUUCGAACUCUUUGUUUAAUGGGGGUUUGUGGCUCUUGAAGAAACUCAAAGGAACACAGUGCAUUCACCAGUUGACUUUUACAGAUGAUCCCGAUUUGCAAAAUACUUUUUUGUACAAACUGUGUAAGCAAAAGACACUGGAGCAUUUCCAAAACAUUAUUUUGUUGUCUUCACCUCAGGACGGUUAUGUCCCAUACCACUCGGCCAGAAUCGAGACGUGCCCAGCAUCUUCUGGAGACUUCUCCAAAAAGGGCAAAGUCUUUCUAGAAAUGCUCAACGAUUGCUUGGACCAAAUCCGAGCCCCAUCCUCCGAGCAUCGGGUUUUCAUGCGAUGUGAUGUUAAUUUCGACAUCUCCUUACACGGCAGAAACCUCAACACUAUUAUCGGUCGAGCAGCCCACAUCGAGUUCCUUGAGGCCGAUAGCUUCGCCAAAUUCAUCAUGUGGUCCUUCCCGGACUUAUUCCGUUGA